CGCGGACGCGCUGAUCCCGCACACGGCCAAAAGCGGCAAAGCCGAGUGCGUGUCUUCCAGUCAAUGUGCUUGCAGCACGCGGUGCACGUUCGGGAGCCAAAAGGUGCACCGAUUCAUCGCAGAGCGAACCCCCAGCAGCCAAGCGGAGGAUGCCGUCUCGCCGCUCCGUGCUUGCGGAGUGCGGGUAGUGCACGCCUCGCAGCCUCGCAGCCUCGCAGCCUCGCAGCCUCGCAGCCUCGGGACCAGGACCGGACCGGAACCGGGAACACGUCGCUCCUGUGCUUUGACAGGAGCGCCGUUGAUGGUGGACUUCGCAUCAAGACGGACGACUUGCUUUGCGCCUGCACUGCAAUUAAUGGCGCUUUUAUGGACAAUAAAAAUAAAUUAAAAGAAAAACAAAUCAUCGACGCUACAAAGACCUCAAUGGGACUUUUUCUUGAUGCCAUUAUGGGACUUUACACAGAAAAGGAGCAGUGGGCCCUUUGACACCUGAUUGGAAUAAUUAAUUAUAGGGCCGAAUUGAUCAUUUCUGCAUUUUCUUUUCUUUUCUUGUGUGCGGUGUGCUCGAGACAUGUAUUUGUGCCGUGACGACGCCGUAAUGCGCACACGAAACUUUGGUGGAUCUUUAGACAGCAGGCAGCAAGGUAAAUAAGACUACAGUAUUAUCAAUACAUUUGCUUGAUCAAACGGCAUAAAGUGCAGGUACAAGAACAGCUGGGAUGCUUGCAAACAUACUUAGACAGCCUUGCCGCUUCUUCUAAGAAAUAAAAAGAGAACUUUCUUGAUUUGAUCAGACUUUUAAAGCCAAUUGAAUUGUAGUUUUGCAUUGCUUUUGGGAACAGACUGCUUAACAGUCUGCCCAAUGACUAUCAAUUUUACUAUCAUCAGAGUAGCAUGUUUGGGCUGGAAAAGUUUGGUUCUCAGAUUAAUAGCAGAAACCCCGGGCAGUCAGAGAGACAGAAAAACCACCCGAGACUAGAUAUGGGCUCCCAUUAUAAAAGUGCCAGUUUUCACGCUGGAGGACCGCCGGGAGCUGUGGAGCCCAGCAUGGGCCCAAUGAGUGACCCGCAGAUGCUCGGACUCAACAUGAACAUGAACGGAGAACAGUAUGGAGGUUUUCACUCCCGGGGUCACUCCGACAUGCAUGCGAGCGGCGGACUUCAGCAGCAGCAGCAAGGACCCAUGCAUGGAUUUUUUAACAACCAGCAACCUCAUCAAGGACAUCCUCACGGCCAUCAACCUCACCCCCACCAACAUCAUCCUCACUUCGGUGGGAAUUUCGGAGGCCCGGAGCCAGGGUCAUCGUGCCUGCAUGGUGCCAGGCUAAUGGGCUACAAUAACAAUGCCAUGGGACCACAGCAGGGCUUUGGAGAGGGAUUUGAUCCUCUCGCUGAGGGACAGGCGGGGGAUGGCUUCCCCCAGCAGCAACAGCGGCCCGGUAACAUGCCUGACUUCCAACAUCACGGUCCUCCCGGCGGCAGCCACGCUGUUCCUGCCCCCUGCCUUCCCCUGGACCAGUCACCGAACAGGGCAGCCUCGUUCCACGGUCUGCCUUCAUCCUCCUCGUCCUCCUCCGAUUCUCAUAGCCUGGAGAAUAGACGCCUGCACAACCAGGGAGCUGUGGAGGGAUUAGAUUAUAACUUCCCCGGUGAUCCCCCAUCUGGACAUUUCGAUGUACCUGUGUUUUCGCCAUCUGAGUCCGAAUCUCAGUUACCCCAUUUUGGCCCAGGAAGGCCAGCUCCCAGUGGGAAUUUUCCAGGAAACCCUGGCAUGCCUCGGACGCCGGGCAUGCAGGGCAUCUCCAAGGGACACCAACCUCCACCGCCCCAGCAGCCGCAACAUGAAAUCUUUUUUGAGCGUUUUGGAAACGGCAGGAAGGUGCCCGUGGGAAUGGACCCGGGGGUCAAUGCGAGACAUCCUCUCAUGCAACAGCAACAACAGGCUGGCUUGAUAGCUAGACAGAACUCAUGCCCCCCUGGCCUCCCCCGACCCCCUCAGGCGGAGUCUGGCUCCACUAACCCGAGCAUUCUGGACGGAGGGGUCAUGAUGAGUGGCCAACACAAUCAGUUUGAAUAUCCCAUUCACAGACUGGAAAAUAGGGGUCUGCACCCCUAUGGGGACCCUAUGUUUAAUAUGCAACAGCCAGCUCCCCUUCCCUCCCAACAGCCCCCAAAUCAGAGACUACAACACUUUGAUGCUCCUUAUAUCAACAUGGCAAAAAGGCCUAGAUUUGACUUUCCGAACGCGCAUGGAGGCGAAGGCUGGUGUGGCGGCAUGGAAAAUCACCUCUCCCCCUCUUCCUACCCAGGACUGCCAGGCGAAUUCACCCCACCUGUGAAUGAAGGUUUCCCACCUGGUGCACUGCAGCACACAGGGCCUGAGCAGCAGUCUUUACAGCAGCGGCAGAAUGCAGCCAUGAUGAUAAAGCAAAUGGCUUCUCGCAACCAGCAGCAGAGAAUGAGGCAGCCCAGUCUGCAGCAACUCGGUCACCACGGUGAUGUGCCUCCGGGCCCACUCGGUCAUGGAGGCCCAGUGGGGGGCAUGCCUCAGCCCAACUUUGACAGGGAAAAUGGAGGUAGAAUGGCCAAUGUUGAUGGACAAAACCCGCAUGUAAACCAGGAGAACUCCUGGUUCCAUGGGUCCCAGCCUCCUGGGGAGAUGAUGUCGCGGCGUAUGGGAGGAGCAGGCAAUGACUCAGGGCCCCAUGACAUGGGUCUCCAGCAGAAUGGGGCUGGUAUGAUGUUUAGGCCAGGUAUGGGCAUGCAGGAACCCAUGAGAAUACCUGGAGAUGGACAUGUACAGGCUCUCCAUUCUCCAGGCUUGCACUCACAGUUCAGCAGUAACAUGGGAAACCUCUCACAAAUGCAGUCUCCAGGAGCAGGCGGAGGAGCUGGACAUCCGAAUGCACCAGCAGAGAGGCGAGCACCUGAAUUCCCAGCACCUCCAAUAGGAGCACAACCACCAUUCCCCUAUGGAGGGGCAAACCGUCAGGGGCCAGCUCACAAUGUACCCCAGGGGGUGAACACCUCACCAGGGAGCUACCCUCCUCAGUCUGAGUUCCCCUCAGGCCAGCGGUCGUCUGUUAGCAAGCUUGGUGCUCUGUCCCUUGGGAAUUUUAACAAAACCAGUGCUAAAGACAGUGUUUUUGGCCAGAGCUGCCUGGCGGCCCUUUCUACGGCGUGCCAGAACAUGAUUGCAAGCCUAGGGGCUCCCAACCUCAACGUAACAUUCAACAAGAAGAACCAAAAUGAGGGCAAGCGAAAACUGAGUCAGACAGAGCAGGACAUUAAUAGCAGCACAUCUAACGGGACUGGCAGUGCUGGGCCUGAAUAUUUUCAGAGCAGCACUUCUCAGAACAACCAGCUGCCCGGCACUGGGAAUAGCAACGCUAAGCCUGCAAGUCAAAACCAGACGGUGCAGGGGGAAGCCAGUGCCCUCUCCCCAAAUUACAACAUGGACGCUACCCCGUGCAGUGAGGGGAAGGCAACAACAGGGAGUGGGAGAGGGAGAGGGAGGAGAAAAAGAGACAGUGGACAUGUGAGCCCUGGAAUUUUUUUUUCCUCUGAAAAUGGAAACCCUGUUGUGAGUCCAGGCCAGCAAACCCCUUCAGCUGGUGUUGGGGAGAGGGGGGGCGGGGGCACGCCCCAUGAGAAACACCUGCACUCACCCUCUUGGGGGAAAGGAGGCGACCUGUUGUUGGGGGAACAGGCUGACCUGAUGUCUUCUCUGGACAGCGGCAUUCAAAGUGUCGCCAAGUCUGACAGCAGCUCGCCCCGUGUCGACUUUCCUGAUGAUGUCAGCGCCCACUUUGGCAAUGAGGAUGAGGUGUCCUCCAGCUCAGAUGCAGGAGGCUCCUCAGCCAAUAAGCCUAAUCGCAGUCCCAUGAUCAAUGGCUCACCCAAAAUGCAAAUAAAUGGACAGAAAGCCUUAGUCAUAGGCAUUAACAAUCAUACUACCUCGACACCAGACAGCUACGGACUGAGUGCUGGUGGAGCAACGGGCGGAAGUGGGGUGAGCCAUCCGGGGACACCCGGGGUGGAGCAGGUACGCUCCCCGUCCAGCACCUCCGGUCAGGACGAAAUCCACCCUCUGGAGAUUCUACAGGCCCAGAUCCAGCUGCAAAGACAGCAGUUCAGCAUCUCUGAAGACCAGCCUCUGGCCAUGAAAAAUGGCAAAAAGAAUGGCGAGUGUCCGUCUCAGAACAGAGACAACGAGCUGGCAAGCUGCAGCCCUGAUACUGGGAAGGGUUCAAUGGGCACUAUUGACCUUGACACACUAAUGGCAGAGCAGCACGCCACCUGGUACGUGCCCAGUGACAAGGCCAUGAUGGACGGGUCCGAGGAUGACAAGUCCAUGGGACUCUGGGAAAAAAACAAGAGCCAAAACAACAGCAAAGAAGAAUCUGAGCUGUCCCAGAGUAAGGCUGGAGUCGGGGCCCCUGGGGCCCCUGGGGCCGGCGGUGGCGGCGGCGGCGGAGGAGGAGGGAACCACCUUCAGUGCCUGUCCGUCCACUGCACAGAUGAGCUGGGGGACACUAAGGGCAGAGGAGGGCCCGUCUCUUCUUGGCGCUCACUCCACUCUGAUAUUUCCAACCGAUUUGGGACAUUUGUGGCGGCACUGACUUGAAUCAAAAAGCUGUCCCACCGCAAAAGAAGAGGACAAACUGAGAAGACCAGAGACAAAUGACAAAGAAUGACAACGAUGAUAAGACGUGGAAAGUGCAGGCCCCUCUUGCCUGUUCAGGGAGAGAAUGACUUUCGCAUAUAAAUGCAAACCAUACACACAAACGCACACACACGCACACACACACACACACACACACACACACGCACACACACGCACACACACACACGCACCAUGUUAUUGUCAAACACAUGCAGUCACUCGCUCGGACACUGCUGGACUCGAUUCAACAAUGCCCAAUCUGGAAAACCUCAAAUCAAAUGUAUAUUUUUUUUCUUUGCUUUUUGUUUGUUUUGUUUUGUUUUGUUUUGAAAAAAAGUAUAAACUUGUCAAACGAUGAUUAUGAGAUAGCAAAAGCAGAUAUAUUCAGUUGCCACUGGCUGUAAUUGUGUAGCAGUGUUGACACACGUGAUGUACUUGGCAGGCUGAGGAUUUUUUUAUGAUGUUAGUAGAUAUGGCCUUUCUGCUCACCUCACUUACACAUAAAGCUCUAAUGUAAAUAUAGAUUAACCCAUUGUAAGCAACUGUUGACCCAAAACGUUCAUCUGACUUGGUCAUAUUUUGAUCAUUUUUGUCCGUCUCAAAUGAGCGAACGACUUCAUUUGAAGUGGAAUGAAUACUUCAGAAGCAUAACAGAAGACCAGAUGAAUAUGCAUGAAUGUAUUUUUUUCUUUUUUUCAAAUACAACUAUUUGCCUCCAUGUCCUGGCAACUUUUUACCUGUAUCAUUGCUGCUGUUCAUUUGUGUUGUAAGAAACCUCUCCACACAUAUUCAUGAGCUCAACCUUGUAUACAAUUCAGCCAAUGGGAACUGAAAUGGCGGCAUUUGCAUUGUUUUAAUAAGGGAAUUGAAAAAAUGGCUAUUGGUAUUGCACAUGUAUAAUAAGAUAAAAAAAAAUGCUGUGUGUUGGGCAAUCUUGUAAUCUUUAAAUAAAGCUUCUGUUGAAUUUGAAUUUCUGAAACAAUAGAUGGAGGACUGUGACAGCAAUUUAUGAACUGAUUUUUUGUUUACUUUUUAAAAGAUAAGUAAAGUGCAGUCGUCUGUUUUCCUGCAUAUUGUAUAUAUCUGUAUAUGUUUUAUUGAGUAACUAAAUAACAAUAAAUAUGACGUUAAAGGUG
This is a messenger RNA of Phycodurus eques (leafy seadragon), 5801 nucleotides long. Its product is annotated as transcriptional activator MN1-like. The record is from RefSeq and is a predicted model, not a curated record. NCBI's taxonomy places the organism in Eukaryota, Metazoa, Chordata, Actinopteri, Syngnathiformes, Syngnathidae. Gene Ontology annotation, biological process: regulation of DNA-templated transcription.